This is a messenger RNA of Myiozetetes cayanensis, 979 nucleotides long. It is a transcript of the gene RHNO1, whose product is annotated as RAD9-HUS1-RAD1 interacting nuclear orphan 1. Lineage: Eukaryota; Metazoa; Chordata; Aves; Passeriformes; Tyrannidae. The transcript is spliced from 2 exons. The coding region runs from base 1 to 813 and encodes 270 amino acids. Gene Ontology annotation, biological process: DNA damage checkpoint signaling; recombinational repair; cellular response to ionizing radiation. The record is from RefSeq and is a predicted model, not a curated record. Gene Ontology annotation, cellular component: chromosome; nucleus.
AUGCCUCCAAAGAAGAAAUGUGCCCACAAGGCCAGGAAGGCAGAGCUGGUAUUCCUUGAGAAGCCAUGGGCAGGACCCAUCCAUUGCUAUGAAACUCCACUGCCUUUGGCCCAGAACCCCAGACGUGUGCCUACAAAACCUGUAGACCGGAGCACCUCUGCUGCCUGGGUAUGCCCACAAUUUGAAACAACUAAGCCAGUGGUGUUGAAAGCGUGCCAGAAGAAGCACCAUGGUCUUCACAAGCCCCAGAAUCAGGAUGCCAACUGCAGUUUGCUUCAUGCAGGAGGACCUUGUCGAAGAGCUGCAUCCUGCAAAUUUCCUCCUUUAACUUUUGAGAAUUUAGAAGGACAUGCAGGCCACUCCUUGGAUCAUCCAAAGCGCUCAAGGAAGGACACAGAGUGUUCUCACAGCCAGCUCAAGAAAGGGACAGCAGCAAACGCCAAUAUCCAAGUGCAGGGUCCAGAGAACUGUAGAGAGCCUGCUCUCCAGCCUGUGGAGCGAGGAGCCUUUAGUCUGCCAGAUGCAGAGGCUCCACAGGUGCCUUCCCUAAGGAGAUGCAGCAACACUCUGUCACAAAGUACAGACACCUGGCAUCCAGAAAAAGAGCUGGCAUUUGGUGUUGAUCCCUGUGGGAGAGGGAAGUCGGCAGCAGUGCUGGUUACAGACACUCCCGAACAUGAGUAUGGAGUAAAGGUCACUUGGAGACGGCGGCCUCACCUCAUGAAGUACCUGCGGGAGCGAGGGAAGCUGAGCGCUGCCGACAUCCUGGUGAAGGCAGACUUCGAGCUCUGGCAGAGACAGGCCAGCGCCUGACCCGGCGGGAGCGGCACCUCUGCAGCGUGCGGGGACACGCCCGGACGGACGAUGGCACUGCGGCGGCUGAGGACAUGGGCCGGGCGGGAGCGCCUUGGCGACGGGGGUGUGUUGGGCCGGGCUUCCUUGGGGAAAAGUGUGUCUGCAGUGGGGAGCGUUCCUGAGG